UCUCGCGAUGUUUCCGGGUAAACGGGAGCCUCGGCGAACCGGGCUUCUGUGAAACAUGGCGGUCGGCUGGGACCGAAGCAGAAGAGACAGUCUUCGUCUUUUCAUGGCUUCUGCAACCAUUUGAUUUAUUCUGCUAUUAGCAUGACUAUAUGAAAAAAUAAGGUUUUCCUGAAGAUGAGGCGACUGAAUCGGAAAAAAACCUUAAGUUUGGUUAAAGAGUUGGAUGCCUUUCCAAAAGUUCCUGACAGCUAUGUAGAGACUUCAGCCAGUGGGGGUACAGUUUCUCUAAUAGCCUUCACCACUAUGGCUUUAUUAACCAUAAUGGAAUUUUCAGUGUAUCAAGAUACAUGGAUGAAGUAUGAAUAUGAAGUAGAUAAGGAUUUUUCUAGCAAAUUGAGAAUCAAUAUAGAUAUUACUGUUGCCAUGAAGUGUCAGUAUGUUGGAGCAGAUGUAUUGGAUUUAGCAGAAACAAUGGUUGCAUCUGCAGAUGGUCUAGUUUAUGAACCAGUAAUAUUUGAUCUUUCACCACGGCAAAAAGAGUGGCAGAGGAUGCUGCAGCUGAUUCAGAGUAGACUGCAAGAAGAACAUUCACUUCAAGAUGUGAUAUUUAAAAGUGCUUUUAAAAGUUCAUCAACAGCACUUCCACCAAGGGAAGACGAUACAUCACAGCCUCCAGAUGCUUGCAGAAUUCAUGGUCAUCUCUAUGUCAAUAAAGUAGCAGGGAAUUUUCACAUAACUGUGGGCAAGGCAAUUCCCCAUCCCCGAGGUCAUGCACAUUUGGCAGCACUUGUUAACCAUGACUCAUACAACUUUUCUCACAGAAUAGAUCAUUUGUCUUUUGGAGAGGUUGUUCCAGGAAUUAUUAAUCCUUUAGAUGGAACUGAAAAAAUUGCUGUAGAUCACAACCAGAUGUUUCAGUAUUUUAUUACAGUUGUGCCAACAAAACUACAUACAUAUAAAAUUUCAGCAGACACCCAUCAGUUUUCUGUGACAGAAAGGGAACGUGUCAUUAACCAUGCUGCAGGCAGCCACGGAGUCUCUGGGAUAUUUAUGAAAUAUGAUCUCAGUUCUCUUAUGGUGACAGUUACUGAGGAACACAUGCCAUUCUGGCAGUUUUUUGUAAGACUCUGUGGUAUCGUUGGAGGAAUCUUUUCAACAACAGGCAUGUUACAUGGAAUUGGAAAAUUUAUAGUUGAAAUAAUUUACUGUCGUUUCAGAAUUGGAUCCUACAAACCCAUCAGUUCUAUCCCCUUUGAGGAUGGCCACACAGACAACCACUUACCUCUUUUAGAAAAUAAUACGCAUUAGCACCUCCCGAGUGAAGGACAAAAACUUUUUGCCUGAGACAUAAAACCUUUUUUAAUAAAGUAUUGUGCAAUAUAUUCAAAGAAAAGAAAAUAUGAAUGAGAGCAGGAAUCAUACCUAGAAAAAAAAAGAACAAAAACCCCCAAACUGAAAUCCUAUAUAUGUUGUGUCUGUUACAAAUGUCCUAGAAGAAAUUAUGCAGCUAAUCAGUGAAUAAGCCCAACUGGAGUAUUGCUUUGAAGAUGAUCCGUUCUGAUGUUUUCACAGCAAUGGGCCACAUCGAAAUCAGACAGUGAAGAGACUGAAGGAAAGAAGUCAAACCACAGCUAAAGAGAAAGGCAUUGAUAAGUGCAAAUGUUUGCGUUCUUUUGUUUUUAACAUAUAUGAUGUCAGAAUAAAAUACGGAAUACAUAUGGAAAACUUAGUCUAGACUUUAAAAAAUUGUGAUCAGGUCACAUUGUUAAUAAAGGAAAACAGAUGGAUUCCCA
Messenger RNA from Rhinolophus ferrumequinum (greater horseshoe bat), 1793 nucleotides. It is a transcript of the gene ERGIC2, whose product is annotated as ERGIC and golgi 2. NCBI's taxonomy places the organism in Eukaryota, Metazoa, Chordata, Mammalia, Chiroptera, Rhinolophidae. The transcript is spliced from 15 exons. Bases 175 to 1308 code for a protein of 377 amino acids. Gene Ontology annotation, cellular component: COPII-coated ER to Golgi transport vesicle; membrane; endoplasmic reticulum. Gene Ontology annotation, biological process: endoplasmic reticulum to Golgi vesicle-mediated transport; retrograde vesicle-mediated transport, Golgi to endoplasmic reticulum. The record is from RefSeq and is a predicted model, not a curated record.